This is a messenger RNA of Hippopotamus amphibius kiboko, 1014 nucleotides long. RefSeq names its product ATPase H+ transporting V1 subunit E2 (gene ATP6V1E2). The transcript is spliced from 2 exons. NCBI's taxonomy places the organism in Eukaryota, Metazoa, Chordata, Mammalia, Artiodactyla, Hippopotamidae. The record is from RefSeq and is a predicted model, not a curated record. Gene Ontology annotation, molecular function: proton-transporting ATPase activity, rotational mechanism. Gene Ontology annotation, biological process: proton transmembrane transport. The coding region runs from base 160 to 840 and encodes 226 amino acids. Gene Ontology annotation, cellular component: proton-transporting two-sector ATPase complex, catalytic domain.
CGCCUACCUGCAGACGUCCAGCGCCAGAGCAAAGGCUGGCCCUUGGCAGGGAACUGCCCAGAAAGUGGAACUCUGGAGACACUCCUAAAACUCUGCCCUAAGUCAAAGGAACCAGAGGGUCCACCAGGUCUCCCUCCACCUCCCUUUCCAGGAGCAGCCAUGGCCCUGAGUGAUGUGGAUGUGCAGAAGCAGAUUAAGCACAUGAUGGCUUUCAUUGAGCAGGAAGCCAAUGAGAAGGCAGAAGAAAUAGAUGCCAAGUCUGAGGAAGAGUUCAACAUUGAGAAAGGACGCCUUGUGCAAACCCAACGACUAAAGAUUAUGGAGUAUUAUGAGAAGAAAGAGAAGCAGAUAGAGCAGCAGAAGAAAAUCCAGAUGUCUAUCAUGAGGAAUCAAGCAAGGCUGAAAGUCCUGAGAGCUCGAAACGACCUCAUCUCAGAGUUGCUGAAUGAUGCAAAACUAAGACUUAGCAGGAUUGUGGCAGACCCAGAAUUUUACCAGGGGCUGCUGGAUAAACUAGUGCUCCAGGGUCUGCUCCGACUGCUGGAGCCUGUGGUGAUUGUACGCUGCAGGCCACAGGACCUCCUCCUGGUGGAGGCUGCAGUGCAAAAAGCCAUCCCUCAAUACACAGCAGUCUCCCACAAACGUGUGGCAGUCCAAGUUGACAAAGAGGUGCAACUGGCUACGGAUGCAGCUGGAGGUGUGGAGAUCUACAGCGGCAAUCAGAGAAUAAUGGUUUCCAAUACUCUGGAAAGUCGGCUGGAUCUCUUAUCCCAGCAAAAGAUGCCAGAAAUACGAAAGGCCUUGUUUGGAGACAAUGCCAACAGGAAGUUUUUCACAUAAGCCUCUAGGAAGUGAAGCUCAUGUUGAACUUCUAAGCCAUAAAAGCAUAAGUUGUUAGGGCAAAGGAAACUAGUAAUAUCUCCUCUUUUUUGCUCUGGUAUUUGUCUAUCUUUGUGAAAUGCCCUUUGGCCAGCUAAAGACAUUAUACUUUGGAAUAAAGCCUGACAAUGCUUA